Molecule: messenger RNA, 2920 nt
Organism: Pseudoliparis swirei
Lineage: Eukaryota; Metazoa; Chordata; Actinopteri; Perciformes; Liparidae
Gene: itpkca
Product: inositol-trisphosphate 3-kinase Ca
Exons: 7
Coding region: 527-1375 (282 amino acids)
Biological process (GO): inositol phosphate biosynthetic process
Cellular component (GO): cytoplasm; nucleus
Molecular function (GO): inositol-1,4,5-trisphosphate 3-kinase activity; inositol tetrakisphosphate kinase activity
Source: RefSeq, a predicted model, not a curated record
AAAGACACCACAUUAUCAUCAAAUCCGAUGCAUGUGCUUGUCUACUAACAAUAGUUUCCUAUCGUGUUAUAUUUGAACUUAAAUUAGAUUGAUUUACAUUCACUUUGACUUGAUGUUCUACUUUGUUUCAUACAAUAACCUAGUAAACCAUGACAGAUACAAUACAGCACAUACAGAAAAUGCACGUAUGUUAUCUUGAUUUAGCUGUAGAUGGAUACUUUAUUAAAAAGGUGCGCUCACUAACUGGCGCAGUUAUUUAUAACAUAUCCAGAUCCUCCCUCUGGCUCGAUCACAUUCCACCUGCCUCACCUCUCGGUCCGUCCUAAUCGAUACACACCGCGAGGGGCGCUAGCGAGCCGACACAGUCCCUUUCAAAAGGUGUCAUCAUUUUGUAUUGGAGGAAAAUAAAGUUCUGUAUGGUCGGUCACAUCGUCCGCGGAGGACUCAGCAAAUACCAUAAGACAUGUUUUACGAGAGCUCCGCAUGGAAGAAACACUAAAGUUGUGGGACUUCAACUCGCCUACCAAUGACUCCCAAGAAACCUGAGCAGUGGCUGCAAGUGGUCGGACAUGCAGGGAGCUUUCACGUUGGGGAUUACGGCACCCUGCUGAAGAGAUUUUGUGAGGGGGAGCAACAGUGCUACCUCCGGCUGAUGGAGGAUGUUUUGAGGCCCUUUGUUCCCACCUACCACGGUGUGGUGCAGCGGGACGAGCAGAAUUACAACAUAAUGGAUAACUUGUUGACCCAUUUCAACAGACCUGCCAUCAUGGACUGCAAGAUGGGGAGCCGCACGUACCUCGAGGGAGAGCUGCUGGUGGCCAGGGAGCGGCCCCAGCCCCGUAAAGACAUGUUUGAGAAGAUGGUGGCUGUGGACCCGGAGGCCCCAACGGACCAGGAGCGAGCCCAGCAGGCGGUGCUGAAAACCAGGUACAUGCAGUGGAGGGAGACGCUGAGCUCCACAACAUCUCUGGGUUUCCGCAUCGAAGGAUUCAGGAAGUCAAAUGAAGAAUGUCACACAAACUUCAAAAGGACCAAAAGCAGAGAGCAAGUGGUGGAAGCACUGGACAACUUUGUUGAUUCCAAUAAGCACAUUGUGUGGGGAUAUCUGAGACGGUUGAAAAAACUGCGGCAGAUCUUGGAGGCAUCAGACUUCUUCAGAACACAUGAGGUUGUGGGCAGUUCCUUACUGUUUCUACAUGACUGGACAGGCAGAACAGGAGUCUGGAUGAUUGACUUUGGAAAGACGGAGGCGUUACCGGCACACCUCACCCUGGACCACCGCACUCCCUGGGUAGAUGGCAAUCGAGAAGAUGGCUACCUGUGGGGUCUGGACAACCUCAUUGAUAUACUGACCAACAUGAUGCCCCUGACCUGAACUCCUCUCUAUUCAUGUGGACGUUCACUCUUAACCUUUCCUUACCCUUGACCACUCGUAAGUGAGUGACUGCAGAUGUACUGGCUUCUGAAAUGGUUGAGUUGGGAGAAUUAACUGGGUCCAGAAUGAGGGUGAGCGAAAGGAAGAUGUGAUUACAAAAGUAAAUACUUUCCAGAACAGAUUUUCUUUCAGCAAAUUACAAUUACAACAUUGGUCAAAAGAUCAUUGGUGAUUUAUUUAAAUCUCAACUUGAGCCUUGUAAAGUUGACCACUGAAAGACCUUCACUCACCUGUGCUGCCAAUUUCCAGCCUCAGCAGGAGACGCCGUCCCAGCUGUUUUAAAAUGACACUACUCAUUAUUUUCGGGAAAACAUUGCACAAGCAAUUAUAAGACAAAGAUAUGGCUGGCCCAUCUGGUUUGGGAAGAUCUUAAAUGUCACACGUGUCAUUAAAAUGGUGCUAAAACGACUUAUUUCCUGCAUUUAAAAAAAAGGCACACUGUCGCAUUAAGGGGGAUUUAUUGGCAGAAAUGGAAUAUAAUACCAUCACUUAAAAAUAAGAAUCUUUUUUGUUUGUUGUUACCUUACAAUGAGCCGUUUAUAUCUUCAUACCGGUCCUCUACACGCCGUGGACACCUACAGUAGCCCAGAGCGGACAAACCAAACACUGAGUCUAGAUCACCAGCGUUUCACCGCCAGGUCCUCCACACGAGACCUUUCAUUAAUUUGUUCGCCUCAUUACUAUGAUCAUUAGUUGUUUUUUAUACAUUAGGAUUGGGAAACAGUUUUACCACUUGCACUUGAGUGCAUAUCAAUGUUAUGUGGCGGUUUCCUAGAGUCUACACAUAUUGUUAAUAGUUGAGAACAAUAGCAGUAACGGUGUUUCUUGUGAGGUUUCAUUUUUGAAUUAAACCUAAUAUUAUUUUCAGGCUUGGCCUUUUCCUUUUUUAAUUUUCUCCACUUCCAGACCGAUAAUAUCUCAAACUAACGGACGACCUGCCCAAACCUUUGUUUAUGGAGCCCUGAAGACUUUGGAAAUGGUGAACAGUAGAGCUGUUAAGCAUCCACAUGGUACUUUGUGAUUAGAGCUCAGAGCACUGUUGUGCCUGGGCCAGAGCCUCACAGGGCCGCAGCCUCACAGGGCCAGAGCCUCACAGGGCCGCAGCCUCACAGGGCCGCAGCCUCACAGGGCCACAGACACUUAGACUUUGCAUCUUCACGUCAAAUUGAAGGCUUAAAUGUAGCAAUAGAAGUUUAGUCUUAUUUGAUGGAUUGUUUUUCAAUGAGUAAUAUUAACACAAUAUUUCUACUCUUUUUUUUUUUCAUGUUUAACUUUGAGCAAUCAAUAAAGUUUGUGCUACUCAUCAGUUUAUUGCCAUAUGGAAUUUUACAAAUUUGAAUAAACGCUCCUUUUUUCUCCUUCCUGCGGCUGACCCCAGGUCUCUGUGGUGCUCUUGGUGACUCAUGGAAAACUGUUGUUUUAAUCCUCCUAUGGGGUAUGAAGGUUGAUGUUUGAUGUUUUGGUUAAUAAAUAUUGUAGAAUGUG